Messenger RNA from Pangasianodon hypophthalmus (striped catfish), 3094 nucleotides. RefSeq names its product nicotinamide nucleotide adenylyltransferase 1 (gene nmnat1). Gene Ontology annotation, molecular function: nicotinamide-nucleotide adenylyltransferase activity; nicotinate-nucleotide adenylyltransferase activity. The record is from RefSeq and is a predicted model, not a curated record. The transcript has 5 exons. NCBI's taxonomy places the organism in Eukaryota, Metazoa, Chordata, Actinopteri, Siluriformes, Pangasiidae. Gene Ontology annotation, biological process: NAD+ biosynthetic process. The coding region runs from base 619 to 1485 and encodes 288 amino acids.
AACGAAGAAAGUUGGUAGAAGUGGUUGAUUUAGGGUUGCGUUUUUCAUAAAUAGUAUGUAAGGCUGUUUUAUCGAAGUCUUCAGCACUAAUUACAUUAUUGGCAUCUCUCCUGUGUGCAGAUGGCAUGCCUUGUGAAAAUGAAGUGUAUGCAUAACCAUGUGCGUGUUUAGCGCUAUAUGGAUAAUAGUCAAGUGAGAAGUUUGACCAGUUUGGCUAAUAUUACUGUAAAAUAGGCCUAAUGCGCAUUAAUCUGCUGCAUGUGUGAUUAAGUGUCUUUGGUGGGUUUCUGUAGUACUUCCUCAUUGCAUGCCUGAGACUUCCUGCUUCCAUUCUGUAGCAUUUUGACUGAUAGAGCUCAUUUCAGUGAGGUGAACUGACUGUGCAUGCAGACACAGCUCCUACACAGCCUAGUUACCAUAGAAACCGCAGCCCCCGCCGCUAGUGCUCUCGUGCAGUUCUCUGAUGCACUGACAGAAAGAUGAAGCACAAGCCACAGGGCUGACAAACACACUGGAGGUAACAGACCACAUUACAUUACUUUGAGUCCAGUGUCAAGUGGGUCGGACCAAAAAAAAAAUCAGUUCAGUGACCAAUAACACAUCAACACCUCCUCUUUAAUGUGUUUAAGGUCCCGAAUCACGUCUGUGCUAACAUCUUUGAAAUCCCCGAUGGCUCUACAGGAGAAAAUCAGAGUGGUGCUGCUGGCAUGCGGCUCCUUCAACCCCAUCACCAAUAUGCACCUGCGCAUGUUUGAGCUGGCACGGGAUCACCUCGAAGAUACCGGAAGGUACAGAGUAGUAAAGGGUAUCAUCUCUCCUGUUGGUGAUGCUUAUAAGAAGAAGGGUCUGAUUGAAGCAUGUCAUCGGGUGGAGAUGGCCAGAUUGGCGACAGAGAGCUCCAGCUGGAUCACUGUGGAUGACUGGGAGAGCCAGCAGGUUGAUUGGGUGGAAACAGCCAAAGUUAUCAGACACCAUCAUGCUGUGUCCUCAGCGGAGGUGAACUAUGAUGAGGUGGACACAGUAAAGUUCACAAAGAAGAGAAGACUGGAGGAAACCAAGGGAAGUUCAUCAGAUCACAACAGAUUAGAAACUUUUCAGCUCAAGCUGUUGUGUGGAGCAGACGUACUGGAGUCCUUCAGCACCCCCAAUCUGUGGAAGAAGGAGGACAUUGCCGAGAUCGUGGGCCGCUUCGGGCUUGUGUGCAUCACCAGGAGCGGUUGUGAUGCAGAGAAGUUUGUCUACCAGUCUGAUGUGCUGCACAAAUACCGUAAGAACAUCCACAUCGUGAAGGAAUGGGUGACCAAUGAGAUCUCGGCCACGCAUGUGAGACGAGCCAUAUGCAGGGGCCAGAGCGUGCGCUACCUGCUGCCUGAGCCUGUGGUGCACUACAUCCAAGAUCAGCAUCUGUACAGCGCUGAGAGUGAGCAGAAGAAUGCAGAUGUCAUCCUUGCUCCUCUUCAGAGAUAUGGCAGUGCAACGGAAUAAGCUACUGCACUGUGUGUGUGUGUGUGUGUGUGUGUGUGUGUCUGAGCUGCCAGACACUUGCUACAUAGAGCCAAUGCACUUCACCAGCUGCAACGAAGAAAUAUUUGACUCCCUUAAUACACUAUCUAUCUUUUAGAAAAUAAUUGGUUUGACAGGGUGAUUGAUUCAGGGUUUACAAAUACAAGUGAUUUUUACAAGCCACUCUUUGCACUCUUUCUAAUCAUCCAAAUAACCCUCAUGAAAGCGUUGGUAAUUAGUCGGUUCAUGUUGAAUUGAGGGUCUUUGCUGGUAUAAUAUAGUAAAAGUCCUCAUAUUUUUGGCAACUGCUGAAACCAAUUUUAGUAAGAAUAUUUUCUUGAAGAGUAUCUUGAAGCCACCAUCAGUUUCUUAAUAAAAUAGCUGUGUGUAAAGAUGUGUACACGGCAUCAGACAUCUUUUGUUAUGUUGAAACAUAUUUGAUUUAUGGCACAGGCUAGUUUUCACCUUGUAGUUUGGUCUCCCUGUAGCACACGAUGGCCACCAAUUUGUGAGUGUGAAAGCUAACAAGGUUUACACAGUAUAAUAGAUAGUCUAAUGUUAGCUAAGCUAGGCUAUAUAACAUUAGACUAAUCUUGGCUACUUGUUUUCAAAAUAUAAUGGCCUAAACAUAGCUAGUUUGUUACUGCAGGAGAGACGAAUAGUUGGCAGCAUUUGUAAGUGGCUAUUAUUCUUCUUACUGCCUCCUACGGAACAUGACUUUAUUCUGAAUAGGUGAUAAGGCUGAUCAUUGAGAUCUGGGCAAAAUUGAGCAAAUCCAUGCCAUUUGUGAUGGUUGUUGAGAAGUCCAAGUUGGUCCAGCUUGCAAGAAUACAUACUUGGUGCCACUUCACCAACAUGGAACAAACUGUCUCCAACCCAUUGAAUUAUCUUCUACCACAGGUUCCCAACCCUCAUCAUGGAGUACCCCCUGUUAUGCAAAUUUUACCAUUUUCCCUGCUCCCAACACAUCUGAUUCAACUAAUCACCUAAUUAACAGCUCUUUCUGAGUUAAGGUGGGUGUGUUAGAGCGAGGAAAACUCUCAGAUGUUAUACCAUACAGACUAUGGUGUACUCCAAGACCAAGGUUGGCAACCUACAGUAUGGCUUAUACCUUUACCAAGUCCAAUGUCCAGUAAAAAGCUAAACAAUCCCCAUGCACCUAUGAAUACCCUUCUCCUGAUCCCAAGAUUUUCUCUACUUUUAUUGGUCUGUCCUUAUUACACUCAAUUAGCAUGUAGUGUCCAGUAUUGUAUUUUCUACACUCUGUUAAAACAGCAUCAAUAUUUUCUUGCUUUUGAUAUACCACAUAAGCACAGGUGGAAAAAGUACUGGGAUAUUAUACUUAAGUGAAAGUAUAGAUGUGUCAAAAUCUUACUCAUUUGAAAGUAGCCAAAAAAAUAUAUACUCGAGUGAAAGUCAAAAAUUUGCUUUUUAAAUGCACUGAUUUAAUUUAAUUUAAUGCUUUUGACAAGUAUUAAAAAGUCAAAAAGGAAAUGUAAUUAAGCGAUGAAAUUAAGUAGGUUACAGCAAAUGAUGAAUUGGCACAUGUUUUAAACUGAAGUGUGAAUAAAAUGCACAGAAGCAAGUUCUA